Messenger RNA from Symbiodinium necroappetens, 969 nucleotides. The record is from the annotation of a GenBank genome assembly. Lineage: Eukaryota; Dinophyceae; Suessiales; Symbiodiniaceae.
AUGGGGGCUGCCCUGUGCCACCUGGUGCCCCUCAAGCCGUACAGCCUUAUUGAGUGGAAGUAUGACAUCAGCUACAUUGCACGUGGCAAGGAUGACUGCGUUGGCUCCGGAGCUUUUGGCCAAGUUCGCCCGUGUGUGGAGUUGAGUAGCCGAGCCGAUCGAUGCGUGAAGAGUAUCGUGAAGGAGACGUGGUGGACACGGCCUGCUGUUGUACAGGAAAUCGAGCUGCUGGAGAUGGUCUCCGGGAACCACCCGAACAUCGUCGAGUAUUACGAGUGCUUCGAGGAGAUCAACGUCAUCCACUUGGUUCUCGAGUAUUGCUCCAAGGGCAAUCUCAGCAAUGUCAUCCUGUCCAAGAGGUUCAAAGAAGGUGGCGAGACCUUGACAGCCAAGAUCUCCUACCAGAUUGCAGGGGCUUUGCAGUUCUUGAGGGACCUGCAAAUUGUCCAUCGAGAUGUAAAGCCGGGCUCCCAGGCCAUAUCAAUGGCAACCCACCGAGUCGCAGAAAAGUGGACCAUCACAGACUGCUUUAGCUGGCAAUCCAGGAUCAUGCCAUCAAAUCUGGUGUUCGCAGAGGACGAGGUUGUAAAGCUGACCGACUUCGGCUGCGCUUGCUUGGCAGAUGAUGCUGUGCAGGACCUCACUGACAUCAAGGGCACUCCGAUUUUCUUUUCUCCGGAGAUACAUCAGCUGCCACGAGGUCGGGGCUAUUCAUUCCCUGCCGACAUGUGGGCGUUGGGAAUCUGCAUCUAUAUGAUGUUGUGCAAAGGUGCGCAUCCUUUCAUGAAGGAAGGCGGCGCCUUGAGAACACGUGACCACCACACCGGUGUGUUUGAUGUCGACUGGUUCACGAGUUGGUCCGCGAGGGACGCGCUGCAAUGGGCAUUGAUGCCUCAUCCUGGCCAGCGUAUCCAGCCAAACGAGUUGAUGGAGCACAAGUGGCCCCAUGCCAGCAUGAUGGUGAUGUAA